This is a messenger RNA of Passer domesticus (house sparrow), 3969 nucleotides long. Its product is annotated as bone morphogenetic protein 10-like. Gene Ontology annotation, cellular component: extracellular region. Gene Ontology annotation, biological process: BMP signaling pathway. The transcript has 3 exons. Bases 2358 to 3635 code for a protein of 425 amino acids. The record is from RefSeq and is a predicted model, not a curated record. NCBI's taxonomy places the organism in Eukaryota, Metazoa, Chordata, Aves, Passeriformes, Passeridae. Gene Ontology annotation, molecular function: growth factor activity; cytokine activity.
GUAUAAUUCCAGUCAUUGAGUUACAAAAAAACCAAUAUAAUACACUUUCAUCUUUGAAUUUUUAAGCUAAACUUAAACAAGUAUUUUUAAUUAAUCAAUCUUCUCUACUGCUAUGUGCAAUUUGCUUUCUCUUUCUGAUUCCAACCCUAACAUUAAAUAAACAGAGCAAAUAUUAGACAUGCUUGUCUAAUUUUUCCUCAUGUUUUGCUGAUGUGAUUACAAGCUGUUGACUUAGUCAUUAAUAUCUCAUGCUGAGAUAUCAGCUAACACUGCCAGAAAAUAUUCCAUCUCUGCUUAGCACUCAAGUUGUCAGUUUAAUAAUUCCAUGUUAUUAAUCAAAAUUGUCAGCAAAAUAAUUUCUGCUGACCCAAGUCUGGUUUUUUUCCCCCAUUGUUGAAGAUUUGGACUCCUCAGUUCUCAAACCCAAGGACAAAAUUUAGAGAUUAUUCUCAAGAAUUUGGUACGUUUAGAGCUUUUAAAUGGAGCUCUGAUUAAGAAAAGAAUGGUAUCCCUCAAAAAACCUGCUUGGACAUGGAGCUGACAAGGAAAGGGGACAAGUCUGGGAGGCUUCGGAAAGGUUUUGUUCUGCAGUCUUGUUUUUGUCAGUGUCACCGAGCUGCUCAGAGAGUUUCCUGGACUUUAACACCCACAUGAAUACCAAAGCACCACAAAACAACUGCGUGACGAGAGAAAGAAUUUCAAAAAUGUAAAAUUAAAACUUUCUCUUGACCUUUUUCUGUCAGACUGUUCUGUGAAGGGAGUGUGAUAAGAAGCCUGCAGAGUCCAAACCCCUGGGAUUAAACAGCAGCUCCUCUCCGUUCAUUAGCACUGCUCUCACUUUGUGUGAAGAUAUCAACAGGAAUUAAUUUAUUUUUGACCAUGUCUCACCAGGUUUGAAUUAAUUGGGGACUGAAUUAAUAAAUUGUGUGACCAUAACAGGUAUUAAUUUUUUAAUAUUAUUAGAGACUGCAUCCAUAUUUACCCAGGCAUGCACCAAGCUCACAGGAGGGGAGACAAAUCAAGAGAUUUUGAGACAUUUCUCAUCCCAUAAAUGACAUUAUGAUAAAUUAUAUCAUUUAAAUGGGCUGGGCAGUGAAUUUUGUGGGUGCUACAAAUUUCCCAGCUGGGUGCAAAGCCAUGGAAGUGGCAGCUCCUCCAAACAGCAGCAAGGACACCAGGAGCUCGUAGGGCCUGUGCUGCACGUGACUGACAGGACACUGACAGCAAGGCCAUGUCCAGCUAUUUUUUCCAGCUCUUUUCUUUCUGUUUCAGUUCCUCAGGCUUUGCCCUGGCUGGGAGCUCACAGCUUCUCCUCGUUUCCCUGUGGCUGCUGACCCACCACCAGCCCAGGUUGCUCUGGAGCAAAUGCACAUGGAUGGAAUCCCUCCCUGCAGCUUCUGCCACCUCGGCAGGAUGGAAGGAGGGGGGAAAGGGAAUUUCCAGAGGUGCUGCAGAGUCACUUCUGUGUUCUCCACUGAGCUGCUUGAAUUGAUGAGAACCUGAAACCAGAGUCACCUGUUGGCCUUUGUGUGUUUUCAAGAAUUUUUUUAUUUAGCAGUUCUGUGACUAAAUGAAGUAUAACCGUGAUUUGCCAAGUCACGUAUGAAAGAUGAAUGAAGCAAAGAUUUCCUGAAUGGUUUGCAAAUACUCCAGUCACGGAAUCAUGGAACACCUCAAGCUGGAAGCAGGAAGAUCACCAAGUCCAACUCCCUGCUCCUUGAGGGAUGUGAUUCUCCUUGCUCACCCUGGGCUCCUCUCUGCAUCCAGGGCCUGGUGGCAGCACCAAAGCUCUUCUCCCAGCCUUUGCAGAAGAACAGAUUUUUUCCCAAAUAAAUUCCUUCUUAACGUAAAGACCUGACUCUAAAACAGUUUUGAGGAGGGCAGAGGGAGCUGUUGUUUGCCCUUGGUGGGAAAUGGAUGCGUUUGGAGAGAGGCCCUGUGGGAUUCUCGUGUGGAUGGAAGCGGUUCACGGACAGCAGGCAAAGUCAGCUACCGGGAGGGAGAAAGGAAGGGCAGCUCCUCUCCGAGGAGAAACUUGUCCUAUCUCUGAGAGCCCCGCGCAGAAUGUUUACAAAACGCUCAUUAAGGGAGAGGGGAUGGCGAGAUAGCAACAAAUCUGGUGAGCAGCUUCCACUGGCCGAGAUAAGAGAGGCAAGGCGGCCAUAGAGGAGAGCGAGAUCCAAUUACCGAGACCUGGUCUUGGGGAGGGGGAAGGGGCAGACAGACAGGACGGAUCACAAGUUUCAAGACAAGAGCUUCCAAACUUGUCAUCCCUCCGUGACACAGCCCAGCGGAUAAAACCGCCACCGAGCCCGCACCAGAGGCAGAGCUCGUUGAGCGCGGUUGGAGCCGAAGCCAUGGAUUCCGUCGUCCUCCAGCUCUGGGCUGUCCUCUCCCUCCUGGUCCACCUUGCAGCCUGCAGUCCCAUCCUCAGCUUGGAGCACUCUUCCCUGGAGGAAGACGUGCCUCUUUUUGACGAGAUCCUCUCCGAGCAAGAUGGGGUUGAUUUCAACACGCUGCUCCAGAACAUGAAAAAUGAGUUUUUGAAGACGUUGAACCUCUCCGACAUCCCCCUGCACGAGUCGGCCAAGGUGGACCCGCCAGAGUACAUGCUAGAGCUGUACAACAGGUUUGCCACAGACAGGACAUCGAUGCCUUCUGCAAACAUCAUCAGGAGCUUCAAAAACGAAGACUUGGAUUCCCACCCCACAGGCGUGCCAGGAACUCGGAGGUACCCGCUGCUGUUCAACGUGUCCAUCCCUCACCACGAGGAGAUCACCAUGGCCGAGCUGAGGCUCUACACCCUGGUGGAGCGGGACCAGAGGCUCUACGAAGGGCUCGACAGGAAGGUCACCAUCUUCGAAGUGCUGGAGAACAUCCACGUGGGGGCUGGGGAGGAGAGGAAGAUGGUGGCCCUGGCCUCCAGGCACAUCUACGGCACAAGCAGCGAGUGGGAGAGCUUCGAGGUGACCGAGGCCAUCCGGCGCUGGCGCAGGGCAGGGCUGACCACGCACAGGCUGGAGGUUCACAUCGAGAGCAGCGAAGGGGAGGAGCAGAACGGGGAAGGGAAACUCGACAUCGACAUCAACUCCGAGGCCAAGCACCUGCCCCUGUUGGUUGUGUACUCCGACGACCAAAGCAACGACAAAAAGGAGGAGAAGGAAGAGCUGAACGAGAUGAUAGACCACGAGCAGUUCCUGGGCCUGGAGAACCUGGAGGUUGGCAACUUCCACGACCAGCCCGGCGAGGAGGCGCUGCUGCAGAUGCGCUCCAACAUCAUCUACGACUCCACCGCCCGCAUCCGCAGGAACGCCAAGGGCAACUACUGCAAAAAGACUCCUCUCUACAUCGACUUCAAGGAGAUUGGCUGGGACUCCUGGAUCAUCGCCCCGGCGGGCUACGAAGCCUACGAGUGCCACGGGGUGUGCGCCUACCCGCUGACGGAGCACGUCACGCCAACCAAGCACGCCAUAGUCAAGACUUUGGUUCACCUGAAGAACCCCCAGAAAGCCUCCAAGGCCUGCUGCGUGCCCACCAAACUCGACCCCAUCUCCAUCCUCUACUUGGAUGCAGGGGUGGUCACCUACAAGUUCAAGUACGAGGGCAUGGUGGUGUCAGAGUGCGGCUGCAGAUAGUAGGGGGGAACGCGCGCGCGGGGAGGGCACGGGGGGAGUAUUUAAUGAUUCAGUCUGUAAAUUUGUACAUUUGGGAUCUGCUAUUUAAUGAGGUUAUUUAAUGAGGCCUGUACAGAUAAUUGUAUGUUUCCUGCCACGGGGAAUGGGCACGUUGUGUAGGGAUUGUAUAUUUUGUUCCUUUGCUUCCUUCUCGCUGCUCUUCGCUGUCCGGAUCGCGACUGAGUCUCUCCUCCUGCCAGGGCAUGGAGCUGAUCACUGGAUUGUUUGGGAGGGCUCUCGGUGCCAAAAGGGCACAUCCAAAUUCAUGGAAAUAAAGGCAUAUUUUUGUACUUUA